Messenger RNA from Chironomus riparius, 2475 nucleotides. Lineage: Eukaryota; Metazoa; Arthropoda; Insecta; Diptera; Chironomidae. The record is from the annotation of a GenBank genome assembly.
AUGAGAGCUCUUUUAAAUUGCCAAAAAAAUUUGUUUAUUAUAAGGAAAUAUCAAGUAUUUAAUGGAAAAAAAUUGGCAUUAAAAUACGGAAAUUUGCCUUUGUCAUCGCAGCAGCAGCAGCGCACAUUUGCUAUAUGCAAUCAUACAAAUUUUCACUAUUUAAUUCCUCAAAGAUCGAUAUCGUCAUCUAAUGUGUUUUUUGAGAAAUCAUCAUCCAAAAUUGAAGAUGUCGUUAAGACAUUAAAGGAAGCUGAAAAGGAAAAAACAACAACAGCGGCUGCAACAGAAGUUAAAGAACCACUAAUUCCAAAAGUAGACAUAGCGUCGACAGACAUACAAUCGAAACAAGCUAUAACUCCUGUGACACCUGAUUCAUCAGCUGUUGUAAAGAAGACAAUAUUACAAAAGAUAUGGGCUGAAUGUGUGCAUUAUUAUCAUGGAUUCCGUUUAUUAUUCAUAGACAUUAAUGUGUCUCGUAAGUUACUUUGGAAAGUACUUAAUGGGGGAACCUUAACACGACGAGAACAUCGAUUACUUAUUCGAACAACUUCAGAUUUGUUCCGUCUUUUACCAUUCUCUGUUUUUAUUAUUGUUCCUUUCAUGGAGUUAUUAUUGCCAUUAGCAAUUAAGCUAUUUCCUGGAAUGCUGCCAUCGACUUUCGAAAGUGCUACCGAAAAAGAAACUAAGAUUAAGCAAAAUCUAAAAGUUAAGAUAGAAAUGGCAAAAUUUCUACAGAAAACAUUAGACGAUAUGACUGUCCAACAUAAAGGACAUCGUUCGGAAGCAGCAAAACAAUUUUCAGAAUUCUUUCAGCGUGUCCGUGAUGAUGGACUGAAUAUAACAAAUGAGGAAAUUAUGAAAUUUGCUAAAUUAUUUGAAGAUGAAAUAACAUUGGAUUCCUUAAGUAGACAACAAUUGCUUGCAUUGUGUCGUGUCUUAGAAGUUAAUACGAUAGGUACUAAUAAUUUAUUAAGAUUUCAAUUAAGAAUGAAAUUAAGAAGCUUGGCUGCUGAUGAUCGUAUGAUUCAAAAGGAAGGAAUUAAUUCGCUGACUUUACAAGAAUUGCAAAUAGCUUGUCGAAAUCGAGGAAUGAGAGCAUAUGGUAUGUCAGAAGAGCGAUUAAGGAAACAACUGUUGGAGUGGAUUAAUUUAAGUUUAAAUGAAAAAGUUCCACCGUCUUUAUUGUUGUUAUCACGAGCAUUAAUGCUUCCUGAAAAUGUUGAAGUUGGUGAUAAAUUGAAGGCAACAUUGGCGACAUUGCCUGAAACUAUAGCAACUCAAACAAAAGCAAAUAUUGCUGAACGAGAAGGCAAAAUUGAUAAUAAAACGAAGAUUGAAAUUAUCAAAGAAGAACAACGUAAAAUCAAAGAGGAACAAGAUGAAGAAAAGGAAGCACAGAUGGAAAAGAAGGCUACGGAAGACGUUUUACAUGACAAAGCACCAAUUUUAACUGAUUCUGAUGGUAUUAAAACAUUAUCUCUCGAUGAGAUUUCUAAAAAGGGUAUAGAAACUAUUAAGAUACAAUUAGAUGAAAAAGUUCCAACUGAAAAACCAAAGGAUAAAGAGAAGGAGCUUACGACAGAAGAUUUGAAGGUUUUGAGCGAUGCAUUGGGUUCGAUUAGUCAGAAUAAAAAUUUACUUAUUGAAAAGGAAGAAAUAAAGGAGAUCAAGGAAGAGAUUGCCGAGUAUGAAGAGGAUGUAGAAGAGCUAAAGCAAAUGGUUGGGCAAAAUAAGGACGAGAAGCUUCAAUUGAAGGAAUCGCGUGCUGCCAAACUCUUAUUCAAAAAGGUGAAUUCUAUGAUUAGUAAUCUAGAUAAGGUGCUCGAUGACUUAGAACAGAAGGAAAAGAAAAUCAAAGAUUUAAUUGAGGAGCCUGUUGAAGUAACGGAAGCUGUUGAUGCUGUGAUUGAAGAAGAAGCUAAACACAAUAAAGAACUUGUAAGAAUUGACGAAAUGAUGAAUGCAAUUCGAAAGAUUCAAAAAGUUUCUGACGAGUCUGUUUUGCUUCAAAUUGAGAAAAUUUUAGGUCGUAUUGAUGACGAUAGAGAUGGAUCAAUCAAAGUUGAAGACGUUUUAAAAGUGAUUGAAACAAUAGGAAAAGAAAAUGUGAAUUUGAAGGAGAAUCAAUUAAAUGAGAUUUUGGAUCUUAUUGAUAAGGAAGAAAUACUUGAGACAGAAGAGAAAAUUGUCAAGGCUUUAAAAAAGGAGCAGGAUCAAAAGCAAGCUCAAAUUAUUAAGGAUAAAGAAGAAUUCACAGAGAGUGAGAAGAAAUUCGUUUUGCAAGAUAAUGCAGAGGAGCUGAAUGACCAAACAGAUGUAAAAAAGAUCAAUGAUAGCAAUGAUGUUGAUGAGAAGAUAAAAGAGGCAGUAGAAAAGCAAAAUGAGAAAAUAUUAUCACAAGUAGCACCAACUAAUACUGCAAAGACUACAGCAAAUUCAGAGAAAACAGACUCUUCAACGACAAAGUUAAAAUAA